AUCAAUAAAAGCAAAACUUUUGAAAAAUCUGUUACCGCUUAACGGUUUUUAAAAUUUACUCGUGUGAUUCUUAUAAUAUAUCAAUAAUUAUUCGAUAUCAAUAAUGGAAAGUCCUUCUUUAUUCCUUGUCGAGGAACGUGUUAAAACAUUCAAAAAAUGGCCUUUCGGUGAUAAGAAUAAAUGUAACAUCCGUAAUAUGGCUGAAGCUGGGUUUUAUUCGGUGGCUACUGGCGAUGAAGAUGCAGACGCAGCAAAAUGCUUCCUCUGUGGAAAAGAACUGGAUGGUUGGGAAGCUAGCGAUGAUCCUUGGGCAGAGCAUAAAAGCCACGCCUCUAAAUGUGCAUUUGUUCAACUCGGAAAAAAAGAAGAUGAAUUAUUGCUUUCAGAGUUCCUCUCGGUCAUAAAACAGUAUAUGAUUAAUGAAACUAAGCGCAUAGCAGAACUAGCUAAAGAACAAAUUGAUGAUAAAGCAAAAUCGGUAAGAAGAAGAUGCUUAGGAAGGAAGUGAUUAAAAAUAGAAUGUUUAUUACAAGUGUGUAGUUAAUUAUUCAUUAAUAUUAUGUAAUUUGUAUGCUAAGACUGACUUUGUUUAUUAAUACAUGGAUAGAAAAUAAUUAAUUGAAUUGUUUCCCAUGUGUAUUAUAUUUAAAAAAAAAAAACAUUAUUAUAAUCUAUUCUUUUAAAAUUUAUAAAUAUGCCCUUUUUUUACUUUGGUUCUCAAUAUCUUUGCUGUUGUUAUACUAAUGAAAAAUUUGAAUGAAUUUAAAAUUAAAUUACAUUCAAUCCUAUUUUAAAUGAAAUGAAAAUGAAUAAAUAGUGGAUUUUUACAUUGCCAUGUGCAUAUUAAACAAUAUUUUAAACAAGUGAAUCUUUAAAAGUUAAUAAUUAUAUCUGAUAUUUAAAUUAUUACAGUACAUGUGUUUAGUUGGUGUUAGGCAAAGCGAGGCAAGGCAAAUUGCUUAUACAUAAAUAAAAAAUUAUAUAAAGUUGCAGAUACAGAAUACAAUAAUUUCUAACUUAUAUAUAUAUUUACUGUAAAUCUCUUAAAAGUACCCUAUAUGUGCCUCUCAUUUUUUUUAUUGUAAAUAUGUUAAUUAAAGAAUUUCCAUAAC
Vanessa atalanta (red admiral) is the source of this 1112-nucleotide messenger RNA. RefSeq names its product baculoviral IAP repeat-containing protein 5 (gene Det). The coding region runs from base 104 to 508 and encodes 134 amino acids. The record is from RefSeq and is a predicted model, not a curated record. The transcript is spliced from 2 exons. Lineage: Eukaryota; Metazoa; Arthropoda; Insecta; Lepidoptera; Nymphalidae.